This is a messenger RNA of Thalassophryne amazonica, 4350 nucleotides long. It is a transcript of the gene fmnl1b, whose product is annotated as formin-like 1b. Gene Ontology annotation, biological process: cell migration; cortical actin cytoskeleton organization; regulation of cell shape. Gene Ontology annotation, cellular component: cytosol. Gene Ontology annotation, molecular function: small GTPase binding; actin filament binding. The record is from RefSeq and is a predicted model, not a curated record. NCBI's taxonomy places the organism in Eukaryota, Metazoa, Chordata, Actinopteri, Batrachoidiformes, Batrachoididae. Bases 591 to 3839 code for a protein of 1082 amino acids. The transcript has 26 exons.
CUCUCUCUUUUCUUUUCUGUCCCUGUUUCGGGUGCUGGACACAGUAGCUGUCGACUGGAUCUUCCUUUCCUCUGGAUAUGGAAAUAAAAAGCCCACUGAGUCCCAGCAUCCUACACAGAUGCCAGCAGGUGGAGGACUUCCUUAGAUCAUUUCCAUGUCUCUUUGCCUAACAGCACUGCAGGUUUUAGGCAUGAGGCAUGACUUUUCUGAGUUUUUCUCAUCACCUGUGCAGAAGACAAGACUAGAUCUGGUGCCAUAGCUCUGAACCCUCUUCAGCUGUCCUCCUGGUCAGGAUAUCCCCUCCCCUCAGUCUGUUGCUUCAUAAGACAUCAGGAUCUGUGUGAGGACUGAUGCUUUUAUUCCACCUGUUUUACUAUAUUGAUACGGACAACAUGAAUCAACAGACUGGGGUCACAGAAACAUCUAAAGGUCACUGGCCAGUACCACACAGAGCCUUCAUCUUUAAAUAACUACCUCCAACAAUACCUUUUGUUUUUAAAUUAUUGAGCUGUUUGGAUUCUAAUGCUGCUUUGAGCUGAGGCAGGGUUUUGUGUGUAUGUGUGUGUCCGGGAGCCACUGGAGGUACAAUCAUGGGGAAUGCAGCAGGAAGCAUGGAGGUGCCCCAGGGGAAGGACGGAAAAAACGUGUCGGCCCCUCCGGGCGCCACAGGGUCCCAGAAACAGUGUGCAGGGUCAAAAGUCCCCAUGCCACCUGAAAAAGAACUGGAGGAACGCUUCAGUACAGUGCUGAACACCAUGAAUCUUCCUCCGGAUAAGGUGAAGAUCCUUAGUCAAUACGACAGUGAGAAAAAAUGGGACCUAAUCUGUGACCAGGAGCGAUUCCAAGUCAGAAAUCCACCUUCUGCAUAUUUGGAGAAACUGAAAAGUCACUUGGAGCAUGGAGGUGUUAGCCGAAAGUUUAAGAGACGUGUCCAGGAAUCGAAUCAGGUUCUCAGAGAACUGGAGAUCUCCCUGAGGACCAAUCACAUCGGCUGGGCUCAGGAGUUCCUAAACGAGGACAACCGAGGCUUAGAUGUCCUUGUGGAUUAUUUGUCUUUGGCUCAUUGUGCCGUUAUUUACGACGUGGAUGGUUUGGAAAAUGGCGCAGUCCCUACAGACAAAAGCAAAAUGAUGGAGAAGUCGGUGGAAGACCUGAGCAAAAGUGCCACCAACUCCCCGACUCAUGGUGCCUCCAAGACCAGCAAGGGUCUCACAGUCAGGAAAGCCCUGAGGACCUCUCGUGUUGUGAGCCAGAAAGAUGAUGUUCAUCUCUGCAUCAUGUGUUUACGUGCCAUCAUGAACUAUCAGUCCGGGUUCAGUCUGGUGAUGAAUCACCCGCGUUGUGUCAACGAGAUCACGCUCAGCCUCAACAACAGGAAUCUGAGGACAAAGGCGCUGGUUUUAGAGCUGCUGGCAGCCGUGUGUUUGGUGAGAGGAGGACAUGACAUCAUCCUCUCCGCCUUUGACAACUUUAAAGAGGUGUGUGCAGAGAAAAGCCGAUUUGAGAAGCUCAUGGAGUAUUUCCGCAAUGAAGACAGCAACAUCGACUUUAUGGUGGCGUGUAUGCAGUUCAUCAACAUUGUUGUCCACUCAGUGGAAAACAUGAACUUCAGAGUCCACCUCCAGUAUGAAUUCACUCAUCAUGGGUUGGAUGACUAUCUCGAGAAGCUGAAAUUCACAGAGAGUGACCGGCUGCUGGUGCAAAUCCAGGCCUAUCUGGAUAACUUGUUUGACGUGGGUACGCUGCUGGAGGACGCAGAAGCCAAGAACGCCUUGCUGGAGAACAUAGAAGAACUGCAAGAACACAACACACAGCUGAGCGCCAGGCUUGAGGAGAGCGAGAGGGAGGCGACUGUAAAAGUGUCAGAGCUGGAAACGAAGCUGAUUCAGACAACCAAAGAAGUGGAGCUCCUGAAGGGUAGUCUACGUGAGUCUUGCGCUCAAAUGACCGUGCUGCAGCAGAGGGAACGAGAGAGAGCGCAUGAACGCGAGAAGGACAAAGAACGAGAGAGAGAGAAGGAUUGCUCCGCCCAGGCCUUGAGGGAGCUUGAGGUCAAAGUUCAGGCUUUGGUGGAGCAGGGACUGGUCCGAAUAAAACGCUCCGACUCUGGACAACUGGACAUCCAGGUGGUCUCUGUCACCCAAAAGAAUGUUCAGAAAGAAGCACAUACAUGUAAUGAGUUUACAGCCACAACCAGCUUCUGUGAGACCACACCUCUUCUUAGAGAUGGUUCUUUGCAGUCUGUGGCAAAACAAAUCACUCCUCCCCUUCCUCCUCCUGCUCCCCCUGGGUCAACUGGACCACCUCCUCCUCCACCGCCGCCACUGCCACCGCCACCGCCACCGCCUGUGGCUCCACCACCGCUGUUGGACCCUGGAAGGCGAACGCACAAAGGUUUGAAGGAAAUAACAGAUGAGAAUUCAGAAAAGAAGAAGCCGAUUCAGACUAAAUACCACAUGCCUCUGUUUAACUGGCAGCCCCUCAACUCCAGUCAGGUUGCAGGAACCAUCUUCACUGAACUGGAGGAUGAACACGUGUUACAGGAGUUAAACAUGGCUGCGUUUGAGGAGCAGUUCAAAACCAAGGCCCAGACAGCCCCUGUAGAUCUGGGCACCAUCAAGAUGAAAAUGACACACAAGACCUCCAGCAAAGUGUUCCUAAUGGAGCCCAACCGGGCUAAAAACCUUGCAAUCACCCUGCGCAAGGAAGGAAUGGCUGCUUCUGAUAUCUGCUGUGCCAUUGAGACAUAUAACCAGAAAGCUCUGAGCCUAGACUUCUUGGAGCUCCUGAAGCGCUUCAUUCCCACAGAUUAUGAAAUGAAGCUCAUCCACAACUAUGAAUGUGAGGGCAGGCCCCUGGAUGAGCUCAACGAGGAGGACUGCUUCAUGGUGCGCUUCAGUAAAAUCCCACGACUUGCCCAGCAUAUCAGCACUCUCACUUUCAUGGGCAAUUUCCCAGAGACCGUCCAGUUAAUACAGCCUCAACUCAAUGCCAUCAUUGCUGCAUCAAUGUCAAUCAAAUCUUCAAGAAAGCUGAAAAAGAUCCUUGAGAUCAUCUUAGCCUUUGGAAACUACAUGAACAGCAGCAAACGAGGUGCAGCGUACGGCUUCCACCUACAGAGUUUAGAUAUGCUUUUAGACACUAAAUCUACGGACCGCAAACAGACGUUACUCCACUUCAUUGUGAACAUCAUUCAGCAGAAAUAUCCGGACAUCCAUUCCUUCUACACAGAACUGCAUUUCCUGGACAAAGCAGCACUAGUUUCUCUUGACAGCAUCGUACAGGAUGUGCACGCUUUGGAGAGAGGCAUGGAGGUGACCAGGAAGGAGUUCUCGGUAGAAAAAGAAAACCUUGUACUGCGGUCAUUUCUCUCUAGGAACAGUGACUUGCUGAACUCUGUGAUUGCUGAUGGCAAAACAGCUCAGACUGUCUAUGACUCAGCUGUGGAGUACUUUGGAGAGAACUCUAAAGCCACGCCGCCCUCUGUGUUCUUCCCCGUAUUUGUCCGCUUCAUUAAAGCGUACAAGCAAGCUGAGCAGGAGAAUGAGGAGAAGAAGAAACAACAUGUCCUGAAGCCAGACGCUCCACCAACUCCCCCUAAAUCUGAAGUAAUGGGAAAGAAGGUUCUUUUGACGCCCAAAGUACCUCAGAUGGAUUUGAUAGCAGAGCUGAAGAAGAGGCAGGUGUCUCCUCUGGUGAGGGAGGAGAAGGAUGGAGCCAUUGAGGACAUCAUCACAGAUUUACGAAAUCAGCCCUACAGGCGGGAAGACAGCAGCAGGCGAAGUGCCAGGUGGAAUCCAGGGCAACAGCUACACGUGUCGUCAGACAUCUCCCUGUGAAUCACCGGGGACGGUCAAAUCAAGAACAGGAGCAACACGCCAAACAUCGUCCAACAAACGUAGAGGCGGAGUCACAUUUCUAAAAGAGAAAUUUGCUUCACAGAGCAGAAAAAACUAAAUAUGGCCUCACGUCACUUGUUUACCGUCCAACAAUCCGUUUAUUAUGAUGCAACACAAAGCAUUUCUCUUGUAAUAAGACACCUUUCUCUAAAGUCAUGACUGGUUUAUGUGAUCUUCUGAGACAAAGUUAAGAUCGAAUAUUGAUUUUACUUGACACUAACACCGCUGGAUGCUAACGAACUAAUGACAAAUAUAUUUUCGCAUGAGCUGCACUAAAGCGCUGACACGAUUUAGUAAUUUCAUGUACAAUAUCAGUUGUCCAUCUUUUUACUCAACCUCAAAAAUUAUGCUCGAGAUUUGUAAUAUAAUUAAAUUAUUUUUUAUUACUUGGAGUGUAACAAUAGACUGUCUUGCUUUUCCAUUUCAAGAAAUAAAUCAUUUUAUACCAGCA